CUUUGUUUUUAUGUUGAACGGUUGCCAUGGACGAAGCUGAACAGGAACAACAGAAUCGACGCGUUCUAACGCUACUAGAAGCGCUAAAGAAGACCUCCAAAGAUCUACGAAGCAACCCCAUUUCCCCAACGAACACCCACAAUUCGGAAACCUCUGUUGAAGCUCUUUCAAAGCUCGAAGCGGAGGCCGCAGCCGUUGUUUCCACGAACCCAAAUCUUUUCAACCUCCAUCGAUUGCUCUGCAUUCUCAAGACCCUGCUCGAAACGCUCGAAGAAUCUCAGGGCUACAGCUUCAAACCCCUCCUCCGCCGCCAGAUCACUAACUUCAGGAUUUCCCGGGCUGCAUGCAAGUUGGAGGCUGAGAUUCAAGCGUUUCUUGACCGAGAAAGUGUGCAAAAUCUUGUAAGAACGCUGCAGGAAUCGGCGGAUGAGGAGCAGAAGGUUAAGGUCUUGGCUGAUUUCAGAAAACGGGUGGGCCAAGGUUUCGAUAGAGAUUUUCAGGAGUUGGUUUUGAGAGCGAAGGUAUUUUCUAUUCUUGAAUCUUUACUCUGUGACUCCAUGUGUUCGAAGCGGGUUCGAGACGAAGCGGCUCUUGUUGUAGAUGCGUUGGUUAGAUUCAAUAAGAAUGUUUUUGUGGGAUUGGUGUUCAUGGGUCCGACAAUUAAUGGAGCCUUGACUUCUAUAGGAUCGUGUUGUUCGAUUCAAGUUCUUUGCUCACUGAUCAAAUUCAUCAGAACUCCAUUAAUAGAUGAAAUGGAAUCGAACGGUGAAAUCCCCAGAAUCAUCAACCUGUUAAGCACAGAAGAUUUGUCUAUUCGAGCGGCAGCUUUGGAUUGCAUUCUUGCACUUGCUUAUUUUGGGAGAAAAGAAGUUGUUGAAGAAAUGCUUGAAGAAAAGUUGGUGGAGAAGCUCAUGGAGUUGCAGAGAUUGGAACAUGGAAGUGAUGAGAUUGAGAGAGAGAAUAAUGGAGAAGUUUGUGUGGAAGCGGAAGUGGAGAAUAAUCCAUUUGGAAGCUGUGUUGCAAGUUUUUCAGUGCAAGUGGAAGUGGGGGAAGGGUUGAGUCAAAUAGAGAAAAGAGAAGUCAAACGAGAAAUACUGAGGAGAGUCAGAGAGGCCUCUGUUUCUGAAGCAGAGUCAUCCGCCAUUGAGGCAGAGGUAUUAUGGGGUUCUUCGCCUUGAAAUUAGAUUAAAGCAUUUUUUUUUUUUUAAAGUGAUUUAGUUUAGGGACAAAGUUUUGUUCAAUUUAAUCUAUUAAACUAAUAUAUGUUACAUGCAUUUUUAAUAGUGUAUGUAAUUCUCACACAUUUUUUUCACGUGCAUUUUGAACAUAUAUUAGUUUAGUGGACUCAAUUGUAGAAACGGAAACUUUAUAAUUAGUGUUAGAAGAGUAACCACAAAGGAGUUUACUAAUGGGUAAGAAGAGUUGAAGAGUCUUAAUAAAUAUUUGGUUUAGGACUUCUAUCUCUUAUGAUUUGAAUUGAAUGUAUUAGUAGGGUUGAGAUUAUAGUUGUAUUAUAAUUACAGUAGUUUUGCUUA
Messenger RNA from Corylus avellana, 1535 nucleotides. The record is from RefSeq and is a predicted model, not a curated record. Lineage: Eukaryota; Viridiplantae; Streptophyta; Magnoliopsida; Fagales; Betulaceae.